Messenger RNA from Macrosteles quadrilineatus (aster leafhopper), 1776 nucleotides. RefSeq names its product protein spaetzle 3-like. Gene Ontology annotation, molecular function: growth factor activity; Toll binding. Gene Ontology annotation, cellular component: extracellular region. The transcript is spliced from 5 exons. Gene Ontology annotation, biological process: regulation of Toll signaling pathway; central nervous system formation; innate immune response. The coding region runs from base 116 to 1327 and encodes 403 amino acids. The record is from RefSeq and is a predicted model, not a curated record. Lineage: Eukaryota; Metazoa; Arthropoda; Insecta; Hemiptera; Cicadellidae.
CCAGCGUGGAGAGCGCAGUCGCCGUCGACCCGCGGUGCGCAGUGAGCGACAGUCACUAUGCGCAGUGUACACGACGAGUCGUAGGGCAUGUGCGCGCAGUGUUGUGAUUAGUGAAAUGGCGCUCCACAACUUCAGUUCCCCGUUUCUCCCCGGGUUCCCGGGGUUGUUCGGAUCUCCCGGUUUGUACAACCCCGUGGGUCCUUCGGUGCCUCCUUAUCUUCCUCAGAGUCUUCAGCCCCCUAGACCUCCCGAACCUCCUAGGCAGAACAGACAGACGUUUAGCACCCCCAGACCUCCACUCUCCCCGUACCAACCCCCGCGGGCAGCCACCCCCAAGCCGGCUGGGUACUCCGGGUACAACCAGGACACUAGGUACACGAGGGUCAACAGUGGUGCCCCCGGCUCUGGCAAAACCUCCGUCCACGCCGUCAUAGACUAUGACGACGACUUUGACGACGGCGAGUACUACGAUGAGCCCGACCUGGAGGCUCUACCACCAUCUCAGCGUCACAACCCUGUCCCGACCGUGACGCCUAUCCAGGGUCCCAUCUUGGUGAAGAACGGGAGUGUACCUGUGGUGCCACUGUACUCCUACCCUACUAUAAACAACGGGUCUCUCGUCCAGAUACCGAUACUAUGGACGGCGUUGUCGCUAGCUCUAGGACUGGAGAUACGAGGGGAUGUCAUUAGAGGAGUGCCUUGCAUCAAGCGAUUCCACCAGCUCUUCUGUCCCACCGCAGGCAACAGCUACCCCAUAGAUAGAAUUGAAUUAUUCAUAGAUGAGAAUAAAGCACUAAUGAAAAGAAUGUACGGGGAGUUUCAAAUGACUACGGAGUAUGGUCCACCAGCCAGGGAAGUAUUCGAGAACCAAAGGAGAUCGAGAAAAACAAGAGCUGCAAAGAGUAAAGAGAAGCCAAAACCGAGCAAUUCUUCGGCAGUCCCAGACCCUGUGAAAGAGUCGGAGGGAUCUGAAUCCUACUUUGGAAAACUAAGGCAAACUAGACAGUCUUUCAGGAACAACCAGUCUUCCGACUCUGGAAGAAUGGAUGCUUGUGAGUCUAAGGUGGAGAUCGUCACUCCAUACUGGGCAGCCAACAGUGCAGGCAAGAUACGAGCCAUUGUAAACACGCAGCACUUUGAGCAAGCUAUCCACCAGGAAGUAUGCUCGAAAACUGUAACAAACCGGUGUUCCAACGAUUGCGGGUGUGAACAGAAGUACAAGUGGCAUCGUCUGCUGGCUUACGACCCAGACAAUGAUUGUAAAGGCAUUUUCAUGGACUGGUUCCUCUUUCCAUCGUGCUGCGUGUGUCGAUGUAACGUCAACUAGGCCUCUUGAGUCUUAAGCAUCCAAAGAUGAACGAGUCAAUGCUUUCUGGAAGUAACCAUCGAAUAAGUCAAUCAUUCCUAGUGUUUCUACGAUAACACUGGAAGUGUUAAUAAGCAAACAUUAAUUUAUUUGUGAACUGAUCAUCGACCAAACGAGACAGUAACUCCUUGUAAUUUAAACGUACCAUAUAGUUAGUGCUGUAGUGUGAAGUUUUUUGUCUUUGUUUUUGAAGACUUGUCAAAUAAGUCAUUUUAUAGUACAUAAUUAGUGAUACAAUAACAACUAAAAUUAGUGGUAGGGCUGUAUUUAUGAAUGUAGAAUUUAUCUGUUGAGAUUAUUUAUAUUUUUACUACAUUGUUCAGUUAGUUUUAGGUAUAGAUAUUGUACCUAGCAUUUUCUCUUUUCAAUAAAGGAGUUUAAGUAAUGUAUACAAAUGUACAGAUAAUUAA